This is a messenger RNA of Magnolia sinica, 1601 nucleotides long. RefSeq lists its product as uncharacterized. Bases 474 to 1424 code for a protein of 316 amino acids. Gene Ontology annotation, cellular component: tRNA methyltransferase complex. The transcript is spliced from 9 exons. NCBI's taxonomy places the organism in Eukaryota, Viridiplantae, Streptophyta, Magnoliopsida, Magnoliales, Magnoliaceae. The record is from RefSeq and is a predicted model, not a curated record. Gene Ontology annotation, biological process: tRNA methylation; RNA (guanine-N7)-methylation. Gene Ontology annotation, molecular function: tRNA (guanine(46)-N7)-methyltransferase activity.
UAACCUUGAUUGUGGUGGAGCCCAAAAAAUCAGUCCAGUCUCGAUCAUGAGUUGGUCCGUUGUGGACGUUUGGUUUUCUUUCUUUUUUGAUGUGCUUUAUUUCCGGAAAGGUGGGGUCCCGACCACUGGAUGACGGACCAGGUGACAUACACGGAGUGACCAUCAUUAGAUAAAACGACCCGGGCUGUCCUCUCUCGCAUACAUACACAGGGGGAUCGGGGAAGAAGGAUUCAAGAGUCCUUAUUUUGCGAGUGAGUGGCUAUCCCAUUUCUAUUUGGCAUUCUUCGCUGAAAUGAUCUUUCGUUGUCCAGAAGAGAAGAAAUAGAGUUUUUUUUUUUUUUUUUUUCGAGGGAAAGAUUUCAUUCAUUCACGUCAUAUUUUGCCUUUGAUGCUCUCAAAGGGUUUAAUAAUGAGGUGAAGUGGGGUUUGAGGAAAAUAAAGAAAGAAAUAAAGAAAGAAAGAAAGAAUGGGAGAUGAUGUUUGUAAUUAGAGGGAGGGGAAUGAGCAGUUGUAUCUAUAACAAUAACAUGAUAAUAGCAGCGCCUCUAUUUGCACAUCGUCCCACUCCAAUCUCCAUACCCCUUUUCACCCCCAAAGGCAGCCAAAUAGCGAGAAAAACGAGGAUAUUUUCCCAACAUGGUAGCAGUUGUUGCUGCAGAUUCAACAGCCGAAGCAUAGGUGAGAAGCCCAGAAGCCCCGACCUUGUCGACUUGGAGUACGCUGACCUCAACCUCAACUACAAUUUUGGCGAGGUGGGUCACGUUCGAAUCCGUCAGCAUGUGAACCCCCUCUCCUCUUCUUUUAUGGUCCCCGUGCAAGCACCCAACUGGAAAGAAGUUUUCAAGGACUCGACAUUGCCACUAAUGGUAGAUAUUGGCAGUGGUAGUGGCAGAUUUCUCAUUUGGCUUGCAAAACGAUUCCCUGAAUCCAAGAAUUACUUUGGAUUGGAAAUAAGACACAAAUUGGUUAAACGCGCGCAAUUCUGGGUGAAAGAACUAGGUCUUAAGAACAUCUCUUUCAUGUUUGCAAAUGCAGCAGUUUGUUUUGAAGAGCUCGUGUCUACUUACCCUGGACCUUUAGUGUUUGUUUCCAUCUUGUGUCCAGACCCACAUUUCAAGAAAAGGCAUCAAAAAAGAAGAGUGCUGCAGAAGCCCUUAGUGGAUUCUAUUUCAAAGAAUUUGAGUCUUGCUGGACAGGUUUUUGUGCAGUCGGAUGUGCUGGAAGUGGCACUUGACAUGAGGAAUCAAUUUGAUGCCCGGCCUGAUGAAUUUGAACACAUGGAUGGUCUUGACCCCAAUAUUCUAUGUGACCCCGAAGGAUGGCUCUUAAGCAACCCACUGGGAAUUCGAACCGAAGGAGAGAUACAUGCACAGUCGGAAGGGGCAAAAAUAUACAGAAGGAUGUACCAGAAGCGAACACCCUAAAGUGUUAUCCAAUGCAGUGCUGGACUCUGAGAAGUAUGACUGGGCCCUUGGGUGAGUGCUCCACCUGUGGACAUGUGACCACACUGUUGACGCACUAUGAAAAUACAGAUUAGAAGAUCGUGACCGCCAAAGCUCCCCCUUUUCAGUUGAAUGUGGACCAUAGCUGUUUUUUUUUUU